AUGGCUGCAGUGGUGGAGGGGCUGGAGCCCGACGCGGCAGCAGCUGCUGCCACAGAAGAAGCAAAGGAUGCUACAGGGGAGGCUGUGGCCACCGUGCCCCACCUCCUGGCAGGAAACAGCUUGAACCUGGAUCGGUACCCGGAGGGCUGCCGCCGCCUACUGUACCUCUGUGCCCAGCAGCGUCCUCAGCUGCUGGAGGUGCAGUUCCUGCGGCUGAGCCCCCACGAGGACCCUUGGCUGCUGGAAACAGCCUUGGCCCAGGUGCCGGACAGACUACCCAACCUCCACUCCCUGGUCCUCAAAGGUGGGCAACGCCGGGACAAACUGGGUGCCUUCCUCCGGGGCUGCCUGACCUCGCUACCCACCGGCCUCAGUGGCCUGGCCGGCCUGGCCCACCUGGAUCUGAGCUUCAACAGCCUGGGCACCGUGCCUCCUUGCGUGCCCCAGCUCCGAAGCUUGGAUGCCCUUCUCCUCUCCCACAACUGCCUCUCUGAGCUGCCUGAGACCCUGGGGAUGCUCCCCUCCCUCACCUUCUUUGCGGCGAGCAACAACCGUCUGGCAGCACUGCCUACUGCACUGGGGGGCCUUUCCACCCUGCGGCACCUCGAUCUUUCUGAGAAUCUUCUGGACACGGUGCCCCCAGAAAUUGGAGACCUGAGCAGCCUCACAGAGCUCAACCUGGCCUCCAACAGGCUGCAGAGCCUGCCAGGCUCCCUCGCGGGGCUGCGGUCACUGCGGCUGCUGCUCCUAUAUAGCAACCUCCUGACCUCUCUGCCUGCUGACCUCAUCCACCUCCCCCUGCUUGACCGGCUCGACCUGAGGGGUAAUCAGCUGCGGGAAGUGCCCCCAGAGUUCCUGGACGCCCCCUUCGUACGGCUGCAGGGUAACCCCCUGGGCGAAGCUCCACCAGGCCCCCUGAGCCUCCCAGAGAAGCCUUUGCUUCCAGAGAUGCCUAGGCUGUUCCUGAGCACAGAGCUGGACAGCUUCUCAGUCCCCCCCCAGGGCUGCUCUGUGACGCUGGCCUGUGGCAUCCGCUUACUCUUCCCUGCGGGGGCCACCAACAACCCCCUCACCAUCCAUUACCGGCUGUGGCCUCCUGAGCCCCACCUGGCGCCCCUGGGACCUCAUGACUCCUUGCUCAGCCGCGUCCUGGAGCUGGAGCCCCACGGGGUGACCUUCCAGCAGGACGUGGUUCUCUGGCUUCUCUUUGUGCCUCCCCGGGCCCGUCAUUGCCGGGAGGUGGUGGUCAGGACCCUGAGUGAAGACCGCUGGACUGACCUGGACACCCAGCUGGAGCAGACUCCCAAGCGACUCUGGGCUCGCUGCCAGGUGCCCCACUUCUCCUGGUUCCUCGUGGUUUCUCGUCCUGUGUCCAACACCUGCCUGGUACCACCAGAGGGUACACUGCUCAGCUGUUCUGCAGACCCCGGGGUCAAGGUCACAUUCCCUCCUGGGGCCACGGAGGAGCCUCGUAGGGUCCGAAUGCAGGUGGUACACAUGGCCAGCCAUGAGCUGCAGGGACUGCUGGGGGACCCUGAGGUGGCUGUCAGUCCCUUGUUGUGCCUCUGGCAGAGUGGCACCCCUAACUUUCUCCAGCCUGUCACCGUGCAGCUGCCCCUUCCCCCAGGGGUCACAGGCCUGAGUCUGGACCGCUGCUGUCUGCACCUGCUGUACUGGGCCCCUCCCUCGGCCACCUGGGAUGACAUCACAGCCCGGGUGGCUCUGGAGCUCACCCACCUGUACGCCCGCUUCCAGGUCACACACUUCUCCUGGUACUGGCUCUGGUAUACCACCAAGACCUGUGUGGAGGGCCUGGCACGCAAGGCCUGGCAGCGUCUGCGGCUGCACCGUGUCAACCUCCUCGCCCUGCAGAGACGCCGGGACCCUGAGCAGGUCUUGCUGCAGUGCCUGCCACGUAACAAGGUGGACGCCACCUUGAAGAGACUGCUGGACCGGUACCGUGGCCCAGAGCCUUCGGACACUGUGGAGCUGUUUGAGGGCGAGAAGUUCUUUGCAGCCUUUGAGCGUGGCAUUGAUGUGGAUGCAGACCGUCCAGACUGCGUGGAUGGCAGGAUCUGCUUCGUCUUCUACUCCCAUCUGAAGAACAUGAAGGAGGUGUACGUGACCACUGCCCUGGACCGGGAGACUCAGGCUGUGCGGGGCCAGGUGUCCUUCUACCGGGGUGAGGUGCCCACUGAGGUGCCCAUGGAGGCCCAGGCUGCCCGCCAGAAAAAGGUCACAGACACCCUGUGGAUGGCCACUCUGCCCAUCAAGCUGCCGAGACGGCGUGGGGCUGAGGGGCUGCGGUCAAGGGCCAGCCUCUCCUUGGCACCCCUGAACUUGGGCGAUGCUGAGAGUGGUUUCCUGACACAGAGCAACCUGCUGGGCGUGGCCGGGCGCCUGGGCUCGGACUGGCCAGCUGUGGCCCUGCACCUUGGCCUGCCCUACCGCGAGCUGCAGGCCAUCCGCCACCAGUUCCGGGAUGACCUGGACGGGCAGAUCCGACACAUGCUCUUCUCCUGGGCGGAGAGGCAAGCUGGACAGCCAGGUGCUGUGGGGCGCCUGGUGCAGGCGCUGGAGCAGAGUGACCGGCGGGACGUGGCUGAGGAGGUCCAGGCCAUCCUGGAGCUUGGCCGCCAGAAGUACCAGGCUGGCAUCCGGCGCACAGGCCUGGCCCCCCAGGGGCCCUCAGACCUUGCCCCACCUAGCCCUUCAGCCACACUGACCCGAGAGCCCACCGGGUCGGAGGCCCACAGGGCUCCCCACCUCCCCGUGGGGUUAAAUGAUCCCCCCCCUGAACAAUAA
Molecule: messenger RNA, 2805 nt
Organism: Elephantulus edwardii (Cape elephant shrew)
Lineage: Eukaryota; Metazoa; Chordata; Mammalia; Macroscelidea; Macroscelididae
Gene: PIDD1
Product: p53-induced death domain protein
Exons: 15
Coding region: 1-2805 (934 amino acids)
Biological process (GO): DNA damage response; signal transduction; apoptotic process
Molecular function (GO): protein binding
Source: RefSeq, a predicted model, not a curated record